AUGUAUGUAUGUAUAUACCCGGACCAUCCAGCGAGACCGCUGCCCCGGAGACCAGCAGAGAGAUCUCCGUCUUCCCUGCCCAGCCCAGAAGAGAGAACAUGUCCGUUUGCUCUGGAGGGGCCCCCCAGUGCUCAAGACGAUGCCCUCCACACAGAUAUCCCGCGUGUCGUUUCGUCCGGCAUCUGUACGGCGGGCGGGCGUUGUGCGAGGUUCCCGCAGCGCCCUCCUGGCCUCCCUCUUAAGGGACGGCCGCCCCCAGGCCUUCAGUCUUGCUCCCGCUCCUGCUCCCGCCUGCCACCCUUCAGCAGUGUUGAGCAGGCCGUCGCCAUGGGAUUCAAGUCGGAGAUCAAGCAUGACCAGUCCUCAGAGGCCAACAGCCCAGCGGCCGAGGAGGCCGGCGAGAGCCUCUCCUCGAUGCGCGGCGGAACGCUCCAGGACAAGCGCGACAUGUAUCGAAUCGGCAACAGUCAGGAGUUGAACGUAGGCGACUCUUCUUCUUCGCCGUCUUCCUUGAAUAUCCAGCUGGCUAAUUGUCUCCCCGUAGAGGAACUUUCGAUUCGUCUCGGUCUUGGGAUUCGCAGCUGUGCUGAUGUAGCGAGCACUACUGGUCUAGUGAACGGAGGGCUGAGCGGCAUGAUCUAUACCUACAUCGGGGGCCUGUUUGGCUUCUCGUUUGUGAUUCUGUCCAUGGCCGAGAUGGCGUCGAUGGCUCCAACGUCUGGAGGACAGUACCAUUGGGUCUCUGAAUUCGCGCCGGCCAGCAGCCAGAGGUUCCUGAGCUAUGUGACCGGCUGGGUUUGUGUGCUGGGCUGGCAUACGGGCAUCGCGGGCUGCUCCUACACAGUUGCGAACAUGCUCGUCGGCCUUAUUGCAAUAAACAACCCGGGCUAUCAGCCUGAGCGGUGGCAUGGCACUCUGCUGAUUAUUGCGAUAGCCCUCAUGGCCAUAAUCUUCAAUACCUUCUUUGCGCAGAAGCUGCCUUUCAUCGAGGGGGUCAUCCUCCUCGUCCAUGUGUUCGGAUUCUUCGCGGUCCUGAUCCCUCUCUGGGUCCUGGCUCCCUUGAAUUCAGCUGAGGAAGUCUUCCUGAAUGUGGUCGAUAGAGGGGGAUGGGGAAAUAAUGGCCUCGCCUGUCUUGUUGGAUUAGGAGCUCCCAUCUAUGCUCUUAUUGGUAUUGAACAUAUUCCCUUGAACUGGCAGGCAAAUCACUAA
This is a messenger RNA of Trichophyton verrucosum HKI 0517, 1209 nucleotides long. RefSeq lists its product as uncharacterized. Gene Ontology annotation, cellular component: membrane. Bases 1 to 1209 code for a protein of 402 amino acids. Lineage: Eukaryota; Fungi; Ascomycota; Eurotiomycetes; Onygenales; Arthrodermataceae. Gene Ontology annotation, biological process: transmembrane transport. Gene Ontology annotation, molecular function: transmembrane transporter activity. The transcript is spliced from 3 exons. The record is from RefSeq and is a predicted model, not a curated record.